Hypanus sabinus (Atlantic stingray) is the source of this 2382-nucleotide messenger RNA. Its product is annotated as nectin-1-like. Lineage: Eukaryota; Metazoa; Chordata; Chondrichthyes; Myliobatiformes; Dasyatidae. Bases 1021 to 2121 code for a protein of 366 amino acids. The record is from RefSeq and is a predicted model, not a curated record. The transcript has 8 exons.
CUCUGUUUGGGAGGUCUGCCUCUGCGCCGUGGUGCCUGAAUCUCAACCGGCUGUGCCAAGUCCACAUGGGCCGGUUUGUGUCGGUCCACCGUGAAAACCUCCUCUUUCCCCCCAAUGUCCAGCACGAAUGUGGACCCGUUGUUUCUGAUCACUGUAAACGGCCCCUCGGAGGGCCGCUGUAGUGGUGCCCAAUGUCCGCCCUGUCGUACAAAAACAAACUUACAGUUUUGCAGGUAUUUGGGUAUGCAGGUCGAGUUCUGCCCAUGCUGCAAAGUGGAUAUGGGGGCCAGGUUACCGAGCCUCUCGUGUAGUCUGUCCAGGACUGCUGCGGGUUCUUCCUCUUGCCCCCUUGGGGUUGGUAUGAACUCUCCUGGGAUGACCAGGGGUGCACCGUACACCAACUCGACCGAUGAGGUGUGCAGAUCCUCUUUGGGUGCCGUGUGGAUUCCGGGCAGGACCCAGGGGAGCUCGUCCUCCCAGUUAGGCCCUUUGAGGCAGGCCAUGAGAGCCGACUUCAGGUGACGGUGGAAACGCUCAACCAGUCUGUUCGACUGUGGGUGGUAGGCAGUUAUGUGGUGCAGAUGUGUCCCCAAAAGGCUGGCCACAGCCGACCACAGGCUGGAGGUGAACUGGGUGCCUCUGUCAGAGGUAAUGUGGGCAGGUACACCAAAGCGGGAUACCCAGGUGGUGAUCAGUGCCCGGGCGCAAGAUUCGGAGGUGGUGUCGGUGAGCGGGACCGCCUCUGGCCAUCUUGUGAACCGGUCCACGAUAGUCAGGAGGUGCCGCGCUCCACGCAACACUGGCAGGGGGCCCAUAAUAUCCACAUGAAUGUGGUCGAAACGCCGGCGGGUGGGAUGGAACUGCUGCAGCAGAGCUUUGGUGUGCCGCUUGCACCUUGGCUGUUUGGCAGAGCACGCACAUUCUGGCCCAUUCACUGACCUGCUUGCGGAGUCCGUGCCAAACAAACCUGUUGGAUACCAUCCGGAAGCUGUCCUGAUGGAGGGGUGCGCUAAGUUGUGAAUGGAGACGAAAACGUGCCGCCGCCAGGCUGCCGGAAUGACGGGGCGGGGUUGGCCGAUGCUGACGUCACAGGGGAAACACCAUGUUCGACCUGAACUGAAAAAUCAAGUGACCACUAAAUGCAAUGUAACAGAGAAUGUAGUAAUCAGCCAAUCUCAGUGGCAUGUGGAAAUCAAUAAAACAGUACAUUUCUUUGGUGUAAUCUUACAGAAUAGCUCUUUGGAAAAUAUGGUGUGUGCUAAAGAGCUGAUGCGUGCAUUUAAAAACUCCUGUGCAGCCAGUGGAAAUCAUGUAACACUGACAGUUCUGAUCCAGCCUUUUAGUGCAAAGUAUCAGAAGAGUUUAAAAGAUCAACUUGUGACAAUGUGCCGGAAUACUAAGGGUGGCCUUGCAGAAAAUACUGUGUGGAUUUCAUCGGAAGCAAGACGGAAGUAUGAACAUGAACAGCAGAAUGCAAGCAGGACUGUUGCUUGUAAUUACAAGUCAACACGGUAUAGCAACCAUUUGGAGAAUAUAACCUGCCUAAUAAACCAUCCACCAACUUUUACACCUCUGGAACUAUUCAUAAGAUAUCCUUUCGGAAUCAGAAUUAAAAGCAACAGUCAUGGUGUUAAGGGGAGAAAAAACAGUGAGGGUAUCAUUCAGGUUGAAAUAACAGGCUCUGUGGAGAAAGUUGACUUCAGCUGUUCAAAAAAAAAUGGAUCCUUUCCUGAAGGUAUUGAAUUGAUUAAAAAUCACCUCAUAUUCAAAGGACCUAUGAGAGAAAGCUACCCUGGCAAGUAUGUAUGUGUAGCUUCAAAUCAACAGUGGAAGUUGUCAGCACAGUGGGAGAUUGAGAUUACUUCCGAUGAAAAUCACUGGAUUCCUACAAGGCCCAUAUUGAUAGCAUCGUGUGUGCUCUUCACAGGAGUUGUUUCUUUUUUCUGUAUUCUGAGGUGGUAUAAAAGAAAACAACUGGUAGUUAUUCCUCAGCAAUAUUCAGUUCAAAACUUUGGAUACCAAACAACCAUGGAAGACCCUUGCUGCAUUAAAAUCCAACAAGAUCCUGGAAUUGGUGCAGGCUCUGUUUCUACACCAGUGAACUCCCAAAAAAAGCAUUGAAUCUUCAGAUAAUGUUGAUCAUUCAGCUGCUUCUGAAGAAAGGUCAAGAUGUGUCAAACAAAUUCAGAAUGUUACCUGUUAAAUUGAAACUAUCGUUAGCUUAUAGUUAAUAGCAUGCAAUUAAUUCCACUUAGCUUCUGCAUGUGGCAUUGGAGUAGUGGAUGGUGGGUGGGAGAGUUGGGUGGCACCAUGUAUAUUAAUUAUCAAUAACCAUUAACAUUAUAAGGAUACACAGGCAUUCAUUUAAUAUACAAAUGUAUU